ACACGCACACAAAGACUAGGGCGUACUUGUUCGUUUCGUCUUCCAGCCGUCAAGAAGUUUUCCUUGUUCUUUUUUGCCCUCUCCUGGUUUCACAGUUCACGGUCUCUAUCUAUAUGCUACAAGACUCCUCCCUUUUCCCCUUCCUACCCGUGUUUCUUCUUAGCCUUUUCGCCCCCCCAUUACUAUCUCCCCUUUUCACCCUUGUCCAUUCUUUGCGCACCCGCCCCCGCACCCACAUUUUUCCUCCUCGCCGCUUCUUCAUCUUGGACCCUACCUAUCACCUACCCGCCCGCUCAGCGCGCCUUUGAUAUCUCUCUCUCCCGUGUUCUUCCCUGGCUUGUAUUCCCCUCAACCCUGACCCCCACCCCCACUACCAGUGGGGUUGCAAUCUCAUCUUUGCAUUGCCCCCCGCCUUUGCCCGAUUUGAGCUACUUGUCGU
Molecule: messenger RNA, 439 nt
Organism: Microstroma glucosiphilum
Lineage: Eukaryota; Fungi; Basidiomycota; Exobasidiomycetes; Microstromatales; Microstromataceae
Exons: 1
Coding region: 114-308 (64 amino acids)
Source: RefSeq, a predicted model, not a curated record